Williopsis jadinii is the source of this 786-nucleotide messenger RNA. RefSeq names its product Zn(II)2Cys6 transcription factor domain-containing protein. Gene Ontology annotation, cellular component: nucleus. The transcript has a single exon. Lineage: Eukaryota; Fungi; Ascomycota; Saccharomycetes; Phaffomycetales; Wickerhamomycetaceae. Bases 1 to 786 code for a protein of 261 amino acids. The record is from RefSeq and is a predicted model, not a curated record. Gene Ontology annotation, molecular function: transcription cis-regulatory region binding; DNA-binding transcription factor activity, RNA polymerase II-specific; zinc ion binding. Gene Ontology annotation, biological process: positive regulation of transcription by RNA polymerase II.
AUGAAAGUGGAGACUUUGCCCUCAUUCUUAGAUUUAUGGCAGUCUAUAUACGACACACCAACAGAUGCUAAGAUUCCUGGAGGUUAUAACCAGAACGUAUUGGUUAACUAUGGACAUGCACGAAUUAAACACGAUCAAUUGGCUGAAGCUCGUGCAAUACAUAUUAAGAGUGAUCAAAUUUCAAACAACUCUUAUGUUUCGGGGCCUCAUAUUCAGGCCAUUGAAUCCAAUUGCAAGUCAGGCUACGAAGUAUUUGGAAACGAAGUAUAUUCAACGCAGUAUAAUAGACAUCAGCUGGUUCAUCAGCCCAAGUCUGGGUCAAUCAACUCAGAACCAUCCACGGAAAUGAAACUGUGCAAUGUUCCUCAAAAAACGAAAAAAGAGAACACUCUAAAGCCUAUGGAGGUGCAAAGCCCAAUUACACAACACGUCAGGAUAAAAGAUUCAGCCGCUGAACAGUUUUUUGACGGACGUGAAUUAUCAGCUGUAUACAAACAGUUUAGUGACACUGGCACACAACUGUACUCUGUAUCUCCAGCACCCUCAAAGGAUAAUGAGUUGGAUUCAAGGCAUUAUGUGAUUGCGGUGCCUUUAAUCCCAAUGCAAUAUAUUCCAAGACAGCAUAUAUUGCAGAGAUCAAGAAAUGGAUGUAUAACUUGUCGUCGAAGAAAGGUAAAAUGUGAUGAAAGAAGGCCAGGAGGGUGCUUCAAUUGUGAGAGAAUGAGAAUACACUGCGAAGGAUAUAGACCGUUUAUUCCUAAGAAGAGAAAGAAAGGAAAACAUUGA